AUGGCGGCGACCGACUUCCCGGCGGAGUUCCUGUCGCUGGAGGCGGACUUCGUGGACAGCAAGAUGGCCAUCAACAACAGCAUCAGCGACAUCCUGCGCGGCGGAGCCAACGCCGUCUCCAACGCCUCACAGAUCGCGCAGGCCCGCGUGGUGGAGGCUCAGCGCUGUAUCAAUUUGUACCGAGACGAGCUGCAGGGACUCAUUCGCGACUUGGAGCGAGCACAGCUGAUGGCGCGAGAGGGCAAGAUGGCAUCUAGCACAACUUCGCAAUACGAGCGCUUGAUGAAGAACAACGAUCGAUUGAACGCGUCUUCCAAGAAGCUUGAGGAUACACAUCGGAUCGUCGCGGAGACGGAAGAGGUCGGCAUCGCUGUGCUGGAUACGCUCGCACAGCAGCGUGAAAGUUUGCUCGGCGCGCACGAGAAGGUUCGCGAGACGGGGGCAAUGACGACCGAGGCGCGACGGAUCCUGCAGCGCAUGACUCGCCGGAUCAUCACCAACACGAUCGUGCUGUACACGACCAUCUUCGUGCUCAUCGUCGCCAUCUGCUACGUACUGUACGCCGACUUCAUCAAAGCCACUCGCUUCUUCUGA
Phytophthora sojae is the source of this 594-nucleotide messenger RNA. RefSeq lists its product as hypothetical. Lineage: Eukaryota; Oomycota; Peronosporomycetes; Peronosporales; Peronosporaceae. The record is from RefSeq and is a predicted model, not a curated record. Gene Ontology annotation, biological process: vesicle fusion. Gene Ontology annotation, cellular component: ER to Golgi transport vesicle membrane; SNARE complex; late endosome membrane. Gene Ontology annotation, molecular function: SNARE binding; SNAP receptor activity. The transcript is spliced from 6 exons. The coding region runs from base 1 to 594 and encodes 197 amino acids.